Messenger RNA from Aspergillus terreus NIH2624, 1386 nucleotides. RefSeq lists its product as uncharacterized. The record is from RefSeq and is a predicted model, not a curated record. Gene Ontology annotation, molecular function: oxidoreductase activity. NCBI's taxonomy places the organism in Eukaryota, Fungi, Ascomycota, Eurotiomycetes, Eurotiales, Aspergillaceae. The coding region runs from base 1 to 1386 and encodes 461 amino acids. The transcript has 4 exons.
AUGCCCCAGCCAAAGAAAGUGGCAAUCAUCGGCGCCGGCCCCUCGGGUCUUGUAGCAGCCAAAACUUUCCUACACAACUUCCCGCAGGGAACAUUCAGGCCGGUGGUCUUCGAAAGACAGCACCACAUAGGUGGUCUCUGGCCCACAGAGGCCGCGGCCCUCAUUGACCAUGGAAAGAAUACGCCACGCGGACUGAUUCACCCGCAGAUGCGCACGAACCUCAGUCGGUUCACCGUUUCGUUCUGCGACCUUGCGUGGGAGUCGGUCAUUGAGGGGCCGGAUGUGCCGAUAUUCCCUCGCGCAUGGCAGGUGGGGAGGUAUCUCGAGAAGUAUAAAGACCGAUAUCUGUCUGGCCUAGACCUGAGACUGGGACAGGAGGUGUUGCGAGCUGUCCGUCAGACCGAGCAUGAUGGAUCCAGGGUGCGAUGGGAUGUGCAAUGGACCGACACCGGCACUACAAAAGCACCAAAUACAGAGUCCUUCGACUAUCUGAUCGUUGCAUCUGGCUACUUCGCUCGCCCAUCCAUCCCGGAUAUCCCCGGGCUCGACGAUGUCCCCGAUACUGUAGUCCACAGCUCUGCACUACACACCGCAGAGGAUAUCAAUCGUCUGCUCAAGAACAGCGACCCAAAGAGCAACAGAAUAGCAGUUGUCGGGGCAAGCAUGUCAGGCGUGGAGACAGCCUCUGCCCUCGCCCUCCACCUGUCAUCGCAGAAAGCAUCCUCACAACCCGGUAGUACCCACGAGGUGCACCACAUCUGCUCCCGGCCGUUCUGGACAGUGCCAUACUACGUGCCACAUCCACCUGCGUCAGACCCAGCAACACCAAGCAACUUCCUCCCCCUGGACCUGGCAUUCUACGACCUGGACCGACGCCCGCCCGGCCCAGUGGAGUACGGCUUUGGCCCUAUAUCCGGGUCGCAGGCGUCCAAGACUAACGCGUACUUCCGCGGCCUCCUUGGACGAGACUAUGAGGAGAUUGGGAGCGUUGGCGUUCCAACCGCGAGUGAUACCGUCGAAGGAGUAGUCCCCUCUUGGGUGGCCAUAGGGGACGACUAUGCGGAGUACGUCCGCGCUGGCACGAUAAAGACGAUCCUUGGCCGGGUUUCAACCAUCAUCCGCGAUAAGAAUGGCACAACGACCGUCAAUAUCGAACGUGAUCAUCAUUCAACAGUAUCCCUGGAUCAAGUAGGUGCCAUCGUGCUCGCUACAGGAUUCACACCAUACGCCUCGCUCUCAUUCCUCCCAGCAGACGUGCUGUCACGACUGGAACACUGCAAGGCAGACCCCUCCAUUCCACUCAUCCUGGACGGAAAAGGGACCUCACAUGCGGAAAUCCCCGAGCUAGGCUUCGUGGGAUUCUACCGCGGCGCGCAGUCUGGGUGA